ACGCUCUCUCGCUCUGAGGUCGCAGUCCUACUGUCUGUGUAUCGGCAAUGCUCGUGUGUAGUGUGUGACUGUACGUUGAGGGGCUGAACUCAAAGCCCCCCCGUGGUCGUCCUGACUGAGAGCUAAGGGAGGCUGUCGAUUUCCCCAAGAGACCCCAUUGCAGGUGGUGUGUGAGCAGUGAGGGGAAAAGUUUAUGACAGCUCUGCUGUUUUCGGUUCUCGGUUGCCCCAUGGAGCUUUUUGAUUUUACGGAUGCAGCUACAGACUUUUUACCAGGCUGUCUGACUCAGUAAUGCACUUGUAUCGGACAGAGUCACGUUCGGGAUUGCAUAUUGGGUUACAGUGAAUCCACGUAACAGUUACUGGAUUGGUUUUUGAAAAAAUUCCACUUCAUUUCUGUGGACGUUUUCUGGAUAGCAGUUCUCAAGGGAGGUUUUCCAGAUCAGAGAUGGAAGAGCAGGCUGGCAGCGCGGGCAACAGCCCUCAACACGGGCGCGGGUCGGCCAGGCAGGACGUCCUACGAUGUGGUUGGCUCCGGAAGCAAGGAGGUUUCGUGAAGACCUGGCACACGCGUUGGUUCGUCCUCCGAGGAGACCAGCUGCACUACUACAAGGACGAGGACGAGACCAAGGCUUUGGGCUCCAUUUCCCUACCUGGCAACAGAGUCACCGAACAUCCCAGCAAUGGGGAGGAAAGUGGAAAGUUCCUAUUUGAAGUCAUCCCAGGUAAGGAGAAACCUUUUUUUUACCAUACGUGUGACCUUGUAGAGGGCAAAAAUGAAGGAGGUAAAUGCCACGUUGUAUCUAUCAGCGAUAUCAUCACAGUCCCACGCGCCAGCCGGGCAACUGCAGCUGAGAUGCGUGGGAAUGCUAACGGUAUUACAGGCGUCUUUGGCCUGCGUGUGGAAAUCCGUCCUGUGUUGCGUAUACCCAGCAGAGAGCCGUGA
Molecule: messenger RNA, 945 nt
Organism: Pimephales promelas (fathead minnow)
Lineage: Eukaryota; Metazoa; Chordata; Actinopteri; Cypriniformes; Leuciscidae
Source: RefSeq, a predicted model, not a curated record